Messenger RNA from Aedes albopictus (Asian tiger mosquito), 2188 nucleotides. RefSeq lists its product as uncharacterized. The record is from RefSeq and is a predicted model, not a curated record. Bases 1 to 1803 code for a protein of 600 amino acids. The transcript is spliced from 2 exons. Lineage: Eukaryota; Metazoa; Arthropoda; Insecta; Diptera; Culicidae.
AUGGUCAAACGGCUAACUGACCUACGGCUGAUCGAUAAGCAAACCCGCUCAACGCUACAAACCCAAACCUCCACAUGCCCCCGCAUAUAUGGACAACCAAAGGCGCACAAGCCAAACUUGCCGCUACGACCAGUGGUUCCCACAAUAACAGCUCCGACAUACCAGCUGUCAAAAUACAUCGCCAGCAUUCUUCAACGCACUUUCACAAGCCAGUACAAUAUCGUCGACAGCUUUUCGUUUGCGAAAUUCAUUAAUGAAACUACGAUUCCGGAUGACCACAUUCUGGUCUCUUUCGAUGUCGUCUCCCUCUUCACUAAAAUACCGAAGGAGCUGAUCAUGCGAAGCAUCAUUUUCCGCUGGGAUGACAUUAAGCAAGGAACCAACAUUAAUCUGGAUCUUUUCCUGGAGAUGAUCGAGCUAUGUGUGGACAGCAGCUAUUUCCGCUUUAGAGACACGUACUACCUACAAACCUUUGGAACUGCUAUGGGUAGCCCGUUAUCCCCGAUUCUGGCUGACUACGUCAUGGAGGAUUUGCUCAACGAUGUCACUGGAAAACUCAAAAACAACAUACCAAUCCUCAAAAAGUACGUCGACGAUCUGUUCCUGGUGCUACCAGCAACGCUAGUACAACAUAUACUCAAUACCUUCAACCAUUACAAUUCACACCUGCAGUUCACUGUAGAAGUUGAAAAGGACCGAUCACUACCAUUCUUGGACACACUAGUCAUAUGGAAUGCAGAUCAAUCAUUGAGAACCAGUUGGUACUCGAAGCCCAUCGCAUCAGGAAGGCUACUUAACUAUCUAUCCUUCCAUCCAACGAGUAUGAAGAUAAAUGUCGCGACCAACUUCAUCCGACGUGUGACCAGCCUGACAACCAGCACGUCAAUCGACCAGCAAAAACAAAUAAUAUUCCAAGUCCUCCGCCAGAACAACUACCCCUCAUCUCUGAUCAAUAGACUCCUCACACGAUCAACGACAGACAUAGCCACACCGCCCACAAUGCCUAUAGCACAAGCGCAUACCAUCCCACCGCCGCCACCGUCAACACAACCUCCAACACCACCGCCUCCUCCACCUCCGCCUCCAACGCCACCACUUCCAUCUCAACCGCCUGUACCAGCCUCAGCAUCAUCAAUGUCGUCACCAAUGCAAGACCUAUCACAGCCAACAUCAACGAGUAGAGUACAGCCCAACGCCUCCAACCACGAAUCACAUCACCAAUCGUCCGAAACAAUCUAUAGGUCAGUGCCAAACAUCCCCAUCCUGAGCCGAACACUUGCCGAAAUCCUAAAAAAAGAUUACCCAUUAGUGAAAAUCGCCGCAAAAACCGUAACAUGCACCAAACAUCUCCUCAAAAAUGUAAAAGAUCCCAUCCCACCACUUGAACAACACAACAUCAUCUACAGUAUUCCUUGCUCGGACUGCGACAAUGUUUAUAUAGGAAUGACCACAAAUCAUCUUAAAAAACGAUUAGCUGGUCACAAAUCAAAUAUAAACAAAACAAUACAUAUGCAAAACACAUCACCCCAAAAUUGUAACAUACAGAUAACAACAGCUCUUGUUAAACACAUCGUAGAAAACCAACACACAUUCAAUCUAGCCAACACCACAAUAAUUGACCGUACGUAUAAAUCAACAGCACUACCAAUAUUAGAGAUGUGCCAUAUCACCAAUACUCCCAAUACGGUAAAUUUUAGAACAGAUGUUGAUGGAUUAAAUACGACAUACGCUGGUAUUUCGCAUACUAUAAAAAAUCAAAACUCUCGCAGAGACAGGGAACAAGCUAUAAAUGAAUCAACAUAGCCAACUCACCACUAACCUUCAAAAUAGCCGUUAUCAACCAAUAGUACCAAGUGAGUUGAUGGAUGUGCGAAAGCAGUGUCUACGUCCCUUCCCAAAAUUAUUGUAAAAUUCGCCUAAAAUCUAUAUGUAAGUCUACUUAGAAAACUCCCUACAAAAACAACAAAACUAAAUCCCAUAUUACAGGUGUAGAAAUGCUACAAGAAGCUCCAAAAGAAACUGUGGCACUAGUUAUAAAUUAUAACAAAAAACGAUAGACAGCUUUACCCUUGAAAAAGGCCAAAUAAAUUAGGCCGAAACGUCGGGCAAUGCCAAUUUAAUCGUUUGGAUUCCCUAGACUGAGAAAGCCAAAAUCUCCCAAACAUUAAACUUCCAGUCGAAAAUGUUA